CACGGUAACUAUCAAAGCCGGAAGUGCCGGGCUCUCUAAAGUAAUGUCCAGGCCGGUGAUCUGUCCCCUGACUGUGGGGGCCACGGCUCCUGAGUCUCUCUCCGUGUUACAGAGGCGUCUUCAGAAAGCGGAGGAGCAGACGGAGGAGUUGAGGAGGAGUCUGGGCUCUUUGGGAGCGUCUGCAGAUCAGCUGCUCGUGAACUCUUCCAACUCCUCUAAGCGGCGUCCGGUCAGUCCUGUGAACAUCCACGGGCCCCUGAGUGCCACAGGAGAGGGUUUGCUAUGGAGUCAGAGUGAAACGCUCGUCGCACGUGUGUGCAGAUUAGAAAGUGUUUUGCACACUCUGAAACUCACCAUCUUCCGUCUGGAGAUGAACAGAGAGCUCAAUCCAUCUCACACAGCUCUAUUAUCCGCCCUGCAGGAGCAGCAUGAGGAGGAGCAGCGCUCUUCACACCGGGACCUUCUGCAUGUACAGGACGAGCUGACGCAGGCCUGCGAGGAGAGGCAGGAGGCGCAGCGGGAGGUGCUCCGACUCAGAGAGGCGCUGGAGAAUACCAACUCCACUAAAAAGGAGGAGCAGAUGGCGCAAGAGACCGCAGCACACUUGGAGGCUGAGCAAUCCCACAAUGCACUGCUGCGGAGAGUGGAGGAGAUGGAGAGAGUGGUGGAGAGGGAGAGAGGCCAGGUAGAGGUUCUUCAAGGAGAUUGCCACAUCUUACGUACUGACGGACAGGCAAACAGGGCGGAGCUAAAGAAGAGGGAGGAGCAAAUCCUGUACCUGGAGAGAGAGUGUCAGCAGCUCCGAGACCAUUCCAGAGUGAAAGAGACUCUGAUAUCACAGCUGAGCAAAGAGAUCAAGAGCGUGAAGACGGCUCUGCAGAAGCAGCAGCAGGACAACAGCAGACUCUUCAGAGAUGGACGAGACCUCAGAGCAGCUGCAGAUCAAGUUCAGGUGUUGAAUGAUAAGUUAGAGGUUCAGUGUUCAGAGCUGAGCACUGCACUUCACUCAUUAACACUGGAAAACACUCGUCUACAAACAGAAUAUCAGAACAACAUCAAGGCGGAGCGAGAUCGUGUGUCUAAACACCUUAAGGAGCAGGAUCUGCUUUUAGACACAGCCAGGAGGAACAUCCAGGCUGAACUACAGGGCACGAUAUCAGAGAAACUCGUCCUGCAGAAAGAACUCGAGGCACUGAAGAUGGAUCACUCCGAGCUGCAGCAGAGUUCCACUGUUUCCCAGGUGACAGCUGUCAGUCAUCAGCAGAUGUUGGAACGCACCAUUCAGAGGCUUCAGGGGGAGCUCAGCUGUGCUGGGAGAGAGGGAGACACCCUGAGAGAAGAGAGGGAUCACAUGAAGAGGGAAAUGAACUCUGCAAUCUUCUUGCUGAAAAAAGAGAAGAACAUUCUAGAAACACAGCUGUCGGAGAUCAAGGUGGAGCUGACCACGGGGAACUCAGCACUGCAGAAACAGAAGGAGGAGAACCAGGAGCUGAUGGAGAGCCUGGCAGUCAUGGAGCAUCAGCAGGUAACUCACCGUCAGGUAGAACAGAUGCUGUGGGGCUUGACAGACAGCAAGAACAAACUGGCCUACGAGAAGGGCAAGUUGCAGGCACGAGUGCAGCAGAUGGCCGCUGAACUGAAGGCAUUGAAAGCAGACUGUAAUGAACACUGUCAGGCUAACACUAAGCUGCAGUACAGUUACACACAGAUGCAGAUAGAAAAUCAGACACUGAAAGAGCAACUCGGUGCACUACUGCAACAGCACAGAGACACGAAUGAAAUAGCGCAGACUCUGGAGAACGUCCUGUCGUCUCACGCUCGUCUGCAGCAGAACACACAGACACUGCAUGCAGAGCUGAGAGAAAGAGCACAGGAACUACACACACUCAGGAGAGAGAGACUGCAGGCUAUAAAAGAGAUUCAGAGGCUUGAAGCUGAAGUAGAGAAUCACAACAGAACCAAUAAUGAGAAGGGGGAGUCUUUGCAAAAAGCACUUGAUGAAGCUCAGCUGGACAACAGGACACUUGCUCAGAGUUUAGAGCAGGCCUUACGGGAAACCCAAAACACACAGGAGAAACUAAACACCCUCGGCGAGAGCAGGGAGGCGGAGCUUAACGAGGCAAGGGCAGAGAUUGGUCGAUUGACGGAAUGUGUAGAUUCCCUCAAGAACCGGCUCAACAGAGAAAAAGACUCUAGGAGGAAGUCGGCACAGAGGCUGAAGAAGGCACUAAAUGAUGCAUCAGCAAAGUCAGGUGACCUCUCACAAGCCAAUCAGAAGCUACAAGAGAAGGUGUCUGAGCUGGAGAAGCUGGUGUCUCUGUUGAAUCAGUCUCUGGACAACAGAACAGCUCUGAGCCACUCUCUGAGAAGCAAGGAUUUGGAAGCAGAAAUUGAAAGUCUUGAAGAAGCUAAGGAUGAAUACAAGAGGAGGAGUUAUGAGCAGUCUCAGUGUCUGCUGCAGAUGCGCUCUGAGAUGGUGUCUCUCCAGUCUGAGCUGCAGUGUCUGUCCUCCACACAGCAGGGGGAGCUACAGGCCGAAAGAGCUCUCAAUCACACCCUACAGGAGCAAUGUCAGCACCUGGAAGAGAGUUCGAAACGGUUCCGGGACGAGAGGGAUGAGGCAGAACUGAGACUCCGGGAAGUUUGUCUGGAGUCACAGCAGAUCACAGAGAACAUGGUUGAGGACCACAGAGGGCUCCGCUCGAGAUCGGAGAGCUUUAACUGCGAGGAUGAGCCACAGAAACACCGGGAAAGCUUAUGGAGGACGGGGAAAGACGGCACACUGUCCACUCCCGCUCAGACCCACGUUUGCUUUUAUGACCCUAAACUGGAGCCCUGGGCCUCAGCAUUACAGCGCUGGGAGAUGAAGAAGGAGCUGGGAAGCAUCGCCGGCAGUUACAAACACACAAGACGCGUACGCACACUGACCAGCUGAUAACAGCCUCCAGGGCUC
Molecule: messenger RNA, 2953 nt
Organism: Rhinichthys klamathensis goyatoka
Lineage: Eukaryota; Metazoa; Chordata; Actinopteri; Cypriniformes; Leuciscidae
Gene: ccdc150
Product: coiled-coil domain containing 150
Exons: 25
Coding region: 44-2935 (963 amino acids)
Source: RefSeq, a predicted model, not a curated record